AUGCUGCUAAUUAAAUAUCAAUUAACUAAACUAAUUAAAUGUGAAGCCUUAGCUUUUAUGCAAAAGAGUUUUGUAUUUAAUUGAAUUAAGUAAUUGAAGCACUGUAGAGUGGGUGUAUACAUUGAAAUAUGGUGCAUCAAUUGAUCAUCAUGCAGUCUGCACGUGUAUUAGGGUGUAAUGAGUUGAGUUGCGUGUGCAUGUAACAAAACUACUUGAAGCACAUUUAACAGUUAUAACAAGAGCAAUUACAGUUAAAUGAGUGCAGCGCGUAAAAAAAUUAUUAAUGCAUUUCUUAAACAAAAUGUGUGCAGUAGGUUAAAGGUAACGCAUUCACGUUAUUUGAGCAGCAGUCAAAAUGCGGGAACUGAAGCAGAAGCAGCAGCAGCCGUUACGUCGCACGCUCUAAUUAAUCCACGAAAAACUGUGAGUGAUUUCCAAGAGCUCUACGAAGCAACAAAAAAGAAAUUUCAAUCUAAAAAGUUGCCCAUAGAUGUGCAUCCAGAUGCAGUUUUUGCUUGCAAUGAAUUGGACCUUAGUGAGGUGCAGGUUUAUGGCUUCGAUUAUGAUUAUACAUUGGCUUGCUACAAGCCGUUGCUGGAGGAUUUACUGUACAAUUUGGCACGUGAAAUGCUGGUUAAACGUUUUCGCUAUCCGGAAGAUAUUUUGGAUUUGGAAUAUGAGCCAAAUUUUGCUGUACGCGGCUUGCACUAUGAUGUGGAAAAGGGCCUGCUGGUCAAAUUGGAUUCCUUCCUACAACUCCAAUUGGGUUCCGUCUAUCGUGGACGCACCAAAGUGGAAGCAGACGAAGUGCUCAAGCUCUAUCACAAUCGAUUGCUGCCAAUUGCUUAUGUCGAGGGACCCAAUAAUAGCUAUAGACACAAUACCAAUUCGAAAAUGGUGCAAUUGGCGGAUCUGUUUUCAGUGCCCGAAAUGUGUUUGCUCUGCAAUGUUAUCGAAUAUUUCGAACGGAAUCGAAUAGAUUAUAAUCCAGAAAUUGUAUUUCAUGAUACAAGAACGGCCAUGGGCUCAUGCCAUCCCAUUAUGCACUCUACGGUCAUGAAGAAUACGGAAAAGUACAUCGAACGCAAUGCAAGGCUGCCAAAAUAUUUUGAAAAGCUUCAAAAGGCGGGCAAGAAUCUCUUUCUGGUUACGAAUAGUCCAUUUUCUUUUGUCAACUGUGGCAUGUCCUAUUUGGUGGGCGAAAAUUGGAGAGAUUUCUUUGAUGUUGUCAUCGUUCAGGCACGCAAACCAAAAUUCUUUACAGACGAAUCUCGGCCAAUAAGGCUGUACGAUGAGAAAACGCGAUCACAUCUAUGGGAUCGUGUAUUUAAGCUGGAAAAGGGCAAAAUCUAUUAUGAGGGCUCUGUUCGGCAGCUGCAGGAGCUGAAGGGCUGGCGUGGUCAUUCUGUGCUCUAUUUUGGCGAUCAUCCGUACAGCGAUCUGGCAGAUGUUACCUUGAAGCACAGCUGGCGCACAGGUGCAAUCAUCAGCGAGCUAGCCCAUGAGAUAAAGACAUUGAAUCGAGUGGACUUUAAGAUGAGCGCCAACUGGCUGCAAAUGUUGACGCAGCUAAUUGAGGAUACACAGGACGACGACAGCGAGGCGGCGCAGGUGUGUCUGCAAGAUUGGAUGAACGAGCGGGAUCAAUUGCGGAAUAAAACGAAAAAUGUUUUCAACGAACAAUUCGGAAGCGUAUUUCGGACGUAUCACAAUCCGACGUAUUUCUCACGGCGGCUAUUUCGGUUUGCGGACAUUUAUACGAGCGACAUCACGAAUUUGCUAAAGUUUUCGACAUCGCACACAUUUUAUCCACGACGCGGCGUCAUGCCACACGAAUAUGCCUCACAUUUCAUAUAAAACACAGGGUAUAGCACGUCGUC
Molecule: messenger RNA, 1880 nt
Organism: Drosophila hydei
Lineage: Eukaryota; Metazoa; Arthropoda; Insecta; Diptera; Drosophilidae
Gene: Nt5c
Product: 5'-nucleotidase domain-containing protein 3
Exons: 7
Coding region: 256-1857 (533 amino acids)
Molecular function (GO): 5'-nucleotidase activity
Source: RefSeq, a predicted model, not a curated record